GGCUCGGCACGGCCCGGCACGGCUCGGCUGGGCUCAUCACAGCCCAGCACGGCUCGCCUCGGCCCGGCUCCGCCCGUCGGGGCCGCGCUGCUGCUGACUCAGCCGCGGGGGGGCCCCGCAGGCGUGGCGGCCGCCUCCGGGGCCAUAAAGGGCCGCGGCCGGAGCCCGCCCCGGCCUCUCCUCGGCGCGAGGUGCCGCCGGCAGCAUGACGGCCAUCGGGGCGCAGGCGCAGAGGCUGCUGGCGCACCGGAGACCGCAGAAAGCCUUCUUCGAGACGCUGAUCAGGAGCCUGAUCAUCCUGUGCGUGGCCAUCGCCGUCGUCCUCUCGUCCAUCUCCGUCUGCGACGGCCGCUGGCUGCUGGCGAGGGGCGAGCUCUUUGGGCUGUGGCACUUCUGCACCGUCAGCAACGGCAGCGUCCUGAAGUGCAGCACCGACCUGGGCCUGGCCAACGUGGAGGGGCUGAGCGUGGGCAUGAUUCCCAUCAGGAGCAUGGUGUCCUUUGCCGUCGUGGUCGCUAUCUUUGGCUUGGAGCUGCUGAUGGUCUCCCAGGUCUGCGAAGACGCCAACUCGAGACGCAAGUGGUCGAUGGGCUCGGUCCUCAUCCUUGGCUCGUUUUUGCUGUCGGCUGCUGGGGUUCUGAGCUUCUCCAUCCUCAUGAAGGAUCACCUCACCUUCAUGGGCUUCACGCUGACGUACUGGUGCGAGUUCAUCGCAGCCUUUCUCUUCUUCCUCAACGGGAUCAGUGGACUGCACAUCAACAGCAUAACGCACCCCAGGAACAGGGUAGGAAAAAUCUAGGUGCCGAGGGUGUACUCUGCCUUUGUGUAAUCAGCUUUGCCAAUUAGACUGGAAAAAAAAAAGGGAGUCUAAUGAAGUUUGAAAAGGACACCAUGCCUUAAAUCGCGUGCAAGGAGGGAAGCGUGAGUCAGGCAGGCAAUUGCAGAAGACAUGCCCACUGGUCAGCGCGGAGGCUGGGACUGGCUGCUGCUGGCACGCAGCUUCCUGGAGGAAUGGAUGAAGAAGGAGGCUUCCUGCUGAGCUUGUGGAGGAGGAGCAGGCUGCAACCUACACAAGUGGGCUCAGCUUUUGAGGCUUACACAAAGCCUGUACUGGUGUGGGUUUGGUGCUGCUGGGCUUUCCCCUGCGCUCUGGAGCCUGUGAAGAGUGUGACGCACCUCCAGAGCAUCUCACGGCUUUUUACUGUCUCAGGGAUGGAUGACUUGUGCCUGGCCAUGCUUACUGAAAACCUUCUCUGGGCCUCGCUCUCCUCCUUUCCCCUUUCAAAAGAGAAGGCACGCAGGCAAACAGAUCACUUAUGUUGUGUCCUACAGCUGCAAUCCCUGUCCCAGCCUCUGUAGGUCUGUCUGUAGCUCCUCUGAGCAGAGGGACAGGGCAAUGUGGCUGUCCUGGGGCCCGAGGGCAGGCUCGGGGCGAUGCAGGAGUUCCAGGAAGGCUGCACCGCCUGCCUCGGGCAGCAGCACGUUCCUGCACUCACAGCCUCUCCCCUGCUGCUCGUCAGUGCCCAUACAGCACCUUGGUCAAUGCCAAGUGCCCCUCGCUCAUGCUGGCUCCCUCACAGCCCUUGCAUAGUUUGCUGUGAUGGGGUUUCCUUUUCCUGGUUUCUUUUCCAUCUGUCUGGGGAUGGAAGGAGAGGGACAAGCUUUGGGUGGGCAUUGUGGCUGGGCAGACCAUGCUUACUCCUAUAUCUCGGCACACCUGGGGUGUUUUGGUCAGGAAGGCUUCCCUCCGAGGCAGUGGGAAAUGCACUCAUCCUCUAGCUGAGAGUUUCCUUUAAUAUUCCUCCUAAGCAGAGAAAACCCCAAGUCACACCAAGUCCCUUUCUUCCCUUGAUUAACAGUGGAUCUAGGAGGAGAAGCCUGUGAUCACUUAAGGAGCAGCUGGUGGGGGCAGCUCUGAUCUGUCACAGCUGGAGGAACUCCAAAGAGACUUGACUGAAAUAUCAUUAAGGCUGGCCACCCCUUGCCAUUGGUUAGUUAAGAUCUCUAAAACUGUUGCAGCUUUUGAAGUUCCUCGUGGUGUCUGAUGUAAAAGGAGAGAAGACCAAGAGGUUGUUUGUCCUGAAUGUGUCCUCCCUGUGCAAUGUACAACACUGACUGUGAGAUAAAUGUGUUCUGAGUAUUUCAGGGUCUUUGGUUUAAAGUUUUUUUUUGUUUUUUUUUUGGAUCUGCUGUUAAGACUGCUUGUAUUUUGUUCUAGUACAGGUGUUUCUACAUGUUUCAUCCCUGUAGUUUGUUUGGUAGCUGUAGAGCAAGAUUUUCCUUUCCUGUGCAGCAAGUUU
Molecule: messenger RNA, 2300 nt
Organism: Cygnus olor (mute swan)
Lineage: Eukaryota; Metazoa; Chordata; Aves; Anseriformes; Anatidae
Gene: TMEM37
Product: transmembrane protein 37
Exons: 2
Coding region: 206-799 (197 amino acids)
Cellular component (GO): membrane
Molecular function (GO): calcium channel activity; voltage-gated monoatomic ion channel activity
Source: RefSeq, a predicted model, not a curated record